AUGUUUGGGACUCUCGGAAAACUCGAAACCGCGAGAUUAAUGCGUGAUUUAGGGUCUUCAUGUGGUGGAUUUGAGGACAUAGGUAUGAGAAUGGAAGGCGAGAUCAUUGUGCCACACGGAGGUGAUGGAGAAGGGGAACAGCUGACUGAAACGGCACCGUUUCAGCAGACGGAGAGUCUCGUUGUUGGGUAUGCUCUGACUCCCAAGAAGAAAAAUAGUUUCUUGCAGCCCAAGCUUGAAGUCCUGGCUAGGAGAAAAGGCAUUUGCUUUGUCGCCAUCGAUUUGAACCGUCCACUUUCUGAACAAGGACCAUUUGAUGUCGUUUUGCAUAAGUUACUGGGAAAAGAGUGGCAAGAUGUUAUUGAGGAUUAUCAGCAAAAACACCCGGAAGUGACUGUGCUUGAUCCUCCAGGUGCAAUACAACGUAUACAUAAUCGACAAUCGAUGCUUCAGGGUUUGGCAGAUUUGAACCUGUCUGAUUGCAGUGGCAGCAUUUUUGUUCCAAAGCAAAUGGUUGUCUUGAAAGAUUCAGCAUCUAGUGCUGAUAAAGUUGUGGAAGCUGGUCUUAAAUUUCCACUAGUUGCAAAGCCACUCUGGAUCGAUGGAACAGCGAAGGCACAUCAGUUGUUUUUAGCUUAUGACAGGCGGUCACUUGCAGAACUUGAUCCGCCUUUAGUCCUGCAAGAAUUUGUUAAUCAUGGUGGAGUUAUGUUCAAGGUAUUUGUGGUGGGUGAAACUAUAAAAGUUGUGAGGCGGCUCUCUCUACCGAAUAUUAGUAACUGCGAAAAAGCUAAAGUUGAUGGCAUCGUCAAAUUCCCAAGGGUUUCAUGUGCUGCUGCUUCAGCGGAUAACGUAGACGUGGACCCUAGUAUUGCUGAGCUACCUCCAAAGGCUUUCCUCGAGGCCCUUGUGAAAGAGCUACGAAUCUUAUUGGGACUUCGGCUUUUCAACGUAGACAUGAUCAGGGAACAUGGGAGCAAGAACGUGUUUUAUGUUAUUGACAUCAAUUAUUUUCCUGGAUACGCAAAGAUGCCAGAUUACGAGCAAGUAUUUGUAGACUUCUUCCACAAUAUGGCGCAAGCCAAACAAAAGAAGAUACAUUGUAAAUGAAGGAAGUUUGAGAUGUUGUUCUAAGGAGAGGUUUAAACUCAUGUGUGGAGCAGUGGUUAAAGCAUAGUGACUAAACUAAUGAUGGAUUUGUACAUAAUUAAUUAGCUCUCAUUCCUUUUGGAACCUUUAUCAGAUAACAAGUUUUGAUUAGUGUUUCUGAGUAUUUUAUAGGUUUAGAGAACUUGAUGUUGUACUCAAUUUACCACACAAAAUCAUCC
This is a messenger RNA of Eruca vesicaria subsp. sativa (arugula), 1328 nucleotides long. The record is from the annotation of a GenBank genome assembly. Lineage: Eukaryota; Viridiplantae; Streptophyta; Magnoliopsida; Brassicales; Brassicaceae.